UGGAUUCGUCUGCGGUCGCCACAGAAUCGUGAUACUGAGCUGAAUCUCACUCUGCUGAAGACCCGAUGUGUGUUUAACACCAGUCUUCGAAAUCUGCUAUCAAAGUGAGUGCGGUUUCCACGGAUGACCCCAAGUCCAAAAUUACACAAUUAGCUGAUUGACCCUCGAGUCAACACAUUGGAACGGCCCUCAGAACCGUAGAAAACUGCCGUGCUGCUGUCAUUCCUUUCCAGUUCUGUCAGGAGAAAGAUUCAUCUGAUUAUUUUGCCUUGUGUUUUGUUGAUCUGCACUUCCAUUUCGUCCUCAGGCUCGACUGUGAAAUUGACGCCUCCCUGUCGACUCCUCCUGGCUCGAUCAGAUUGGGAAGGUAGAAUGGAGCCUGCGAGAAUCGGUGUGGUCAGGGAGUCCAUGCUGUCUAAUCCUCUUUUAAUGAGGAAUGAGCUGGGAAAAAGUAGCAAACGAGGAUUUCGGAUGCCUGGGCCCGAUUUUGUGUAUGGAAAACCAUACAUCGUCAGAGAUGGAGGUGUCCCAGAAGUGUUGACUAAAUGGAACUACGUGACUUCAGCUCCACGUCCUGGAAGUGGUGGUCAGAAGGCACUUCAAGACUUUGUGUCUUUGAACAGGGAGGCAGUGAAGUCCGGGCUGGUGACCGCCCAAGAGCACUACCAUUACCGGGCCUUACACGAUUACAAGUACAAUCCCGUCAAAGUGGGACCCUGGAUGAAGCAUCAACGCCUCCCCGCUGACAUGACCUUUGGGCUCCCAUCACAGGUGGGUGAUCCCAUUUAUUCCUUGAUGGAGCAUCGAUACCAGCAUGACUGGCUGAAGGAGCAGCUGGCAUCUCAGGAGGCCCGUCAGGCUAAACAGCAGAUGAAGAAGGCUAAGCAGCAGAAGAUUAAGGAGACUCGAACGACUCAUCUGCGAAAGAGCCUGCCAGGAGAGGAGCAAACCACAUUCUGGCAAAUGCCUCGCUUUCAGAAGGUGGGCCCACAUCUCAGCACUUUCCGUGAUCCAGAAGAACGCAGGAAGGCCUUCCUUGCUCACAGCUCUGAUUCAACAACCCGGUUUGGAUAUCUGGGACAAGGAAUUCAUACAAUCAGUUGAAGGGGACAACGUGAUCGACGCUACCCAAGACACCUUAGGAAGUCACCGCCUUUCUUCUCAUUCAGGAUGUGCAUAGAUAUUUUCAAAGUGGUAGCCUAGAAGCUUCAUUUCAAUGUUGGUUAAAACUGUAAAUCCAUAUUGUUGAUUCUUCCUGAUCUAUAUCUGCUUUGACUUGCGUGACUUAACGCUGUUCUGGUUGGUAUUGACAUGUAAUGAUGUGGUGAGCUGGGGUGGAGAGGGGAGUUCAGGGAAAGUGCCAACACUUCAUAGCUUUUCUGACCAACAUUUUUGCAGUAAGUCCCCCCAAUGGAGUCAGAUGUGGCCGUCCUUUUGUUUGUCACUUCAGACGUCUCUAUUUAGCAUUCGGGCCUCAGAUCCGUGAACAGAUCGCAUAUUGACUAGACGGCAUUUGCUUGAAUCAGUAGAAUCUCAAUCGAGCUGAUGAAUGGGUAUGAUGAUAACGUCCCAACUACAUGGGCAUUCAUAUCAAUUUCAGGGUCCCACUGGCUUCUCAGAUUUGUGUUACCAUACAAAACACUGAAAGUAAUGUCCUAAAACUCGGUACAGCUUCUAAAAAAAAAAAAAAAAAUCCCAAGUCAUCGUAAAACGUGCAAGCAAUUUCCAAAUGUAAUAUCUCUGUAAAUAUCAAACACACUUCUAACAUUUAGAAACUGAUGGGUCUUAAUGUUGAUUCUUUUUAAUUCAAACAUUCACACACCAAAGAUGAUCUCCAUAAAUGGUGGAAUAGUGAAUGGUGUAGAAGUUUCGCUUGAUGGGCAUGCAACCAGACCACCAGAGUGAUAAAGAUAAGACCCCACUAAACAUUGUCACUAUCAGGGCCAUUUCAGCACAUUUUUGCAUUCAUCUUAUUACCAUUGUUGGUUUUGGUUUUCAUCUGCUCUCCAUUUGCAUUAUGAACUGAGCAGGGCUCUACAAACUCUUAGAAGAGGCUUGGCCUUUAAAGUUAUCUCCUCAAAAACAUGAAGCACACCACAAUAAAUGCCAGGCUUCCAAAAGCAAAAACACCCAAAAGGGAGUCAGGCUUUUAAAUCUCAAAGAGUGAGAGGGGAACCCUAAACCCCUGGCCCAAAGAGCAAAAGAACAAAGCUUCUUGGGAAUAUUUCUGGUUGAUUACUCAAGAAAGUUCAAUAAAACAGGAGCAAAAAUGUUCUGUAAGGUUCACCUACAAGCCAAAUAUUUAACAAAACCCAGUUUGAAAUCUACAUAUCAAUAACCUAAAACAAAUUAAAGAAAUACAAAUUAAAAUGAAAUAGAAAAUCUUAAAAGAGCAAAUACAAAACAAGAAUCCAAAAGCAAGAGAAAAACACCAGAAGAGAACAAAUGCUUCGACAUUAGUACCGAGAUCUCGCAGCUUAUGUAUAAGGCAGAGGGCCGCCCCCCUUAGGCUAAACAUACAAAGACAGUAAGUAAAACACAAAAUGAUUAGUAAACAAGACAACACCAUUAAGAAAUACAAAACAAAAAGAAAGAUUAUAGAACAUUCAAUAGCAUUAAACACAAAAGAAUUUCUAAAAAAAACAACAAAGUAAUCAAUAAAAAGUAAAGAAAUCCAUAACAAUUUACUUACUGGUGCUCGCUGUGUCACAUGCCUAUGACAUCAUCUGCUGUGGCCAUUGCCCAUGUGUUAGACUGUCAUGUCCCAAGCAACAUUUUUGUAUAAUUGCCGACUGUGACUUCCCUUUGACCAGUUAUGUUCGUCCACAGUGAUAUCGGAAAGCAAAAGUCAAUUCUAUCUUUCAAGCAAACUGGAAAAAACCACAAACAGCACAAACAAAAGUCUUAGAAAGAUUUUCAAUUUGAGGUCUAUUUGCUAACUCGGGUACAAAAUAGCCACUAAGAUGACCGUUUAACCCCUCACCUCAUUGACCCCUUGAUGUUGUGACCCUUGAGGCCGUGACCCUGGCAACUAGGAUCUGGGUGACCCUGGCAACUAGGAUCUGGGUCCACAAAAUGGUGGCCACAGUCACAGAACAAAAUAAAAUGGUGUCACAGCAAAAUACUAGAAAGUUCUUGAGAAAUAUGUUAAAACACCAAGUUUGACUUCAAAAUCAGAACACCCGAGAUUCAGAACCCAGUCAGAAUCCAUUCAUGACAAAGCUCCAAAAUGUAUUUAUGAAAAAUACCAAUCCUAACACGAAUGAUGGGAAAACGCUAGUGUGUUUAUUCAGCCAUCCUAAAAGAAAAACAAGUCUAAAACUAAAUAAAUGUGUUUGUAGAUUGUUUGUUUCAAAAUGAAACCUCCAUUUGUUGGGUUUUAUUUUCUGUAAGAAGGGACCGGGAGCUCUGGACUGAUUAGCAGACUCCAGAAAAAUAGUGAAGAGCUUUUUAGUUCUGUUCUUUAUUCACUUUUGAAGUACUGGGCCCAUAAUCAGGGUCCUCUAAAUUACGGACCCUGUCAGAUUUGUGACUUGUAUUUGUUAAGUAAGGAAAGAAAAAUCUGCAUAAAAAUAGUUUAAAGUUAAAAGGAUAAGGACAUGAAACAAAGUUUUUUUUUUUUUUUGGGAAGACACAAAAAUCAUGAUGGAAAAAAAAAUAUAAAAAAGAGGUCCGAAACGAGGGAAACCUGUUUAGAGCAGUUAGAAAGAAUUGUAGUUAGAGAAUCAGAGCAGACGUCCAAAACCAAACUAAUCAGGAGAAAUGAAAAAAAACAAAACAAUUCACGAGGUCACCAAUGAAGGUUUGUCUUUGAAUCCCAAAACCAGGAGGUGAGCCUGCUGGCCUGCUGUCUUAAAUAGUCUGUAAGUGAUGACGUCACAUGACACCGACCAUGUGACCACAACCAGCAUAGCAACCAAUAAACAACAUGGCCACUAGCACAAGAAAAUGACACGAAAUAGUGACACGGACAGCAAAACGACUCACACGAUAGCGGUGAUGUGACAUUAUUGUCACAAGUAAAAACUUCAAACUCUCAGAACUCUGUAGAACUUCAAAGUAAUGAGAUUCACAACAGCAUUUAUGGUUCAGGGACCUUGAUGGAAUGAAUUUUCUGUUUUUUGACCACAGAUCACCUUAUCUUACAAUUCAUAUAAUUUGUUUGUUUCUUUGGAUGCAUCUUCAAAAUUAAAUUAUGAUUCUGCCGGCUUA
Molecule: messenger RNA, 4212 nt
Organism: Erpetoichthys calabaricus (reedfish)
Lineage: Eukaryota; Metazoa; Chordata; Cladistia; Polypteriformes; Polypteridae
Gene: cfap77
Product: cilia and flagella associated protein 77
Exons: 9
Coding region: 373-1104 (243 amino acids)
Source: RefSeq, a predicted model, not a curated record